CUGUGGGACUGAUACACGUGUUUUUACUUGCAGUGGAAACACCGGACAGGCCGUGUCCCAAAUGGAGACAGAGUUCCAUUUGACAUCGCCAUGGAUGGGAAGACAAUGAUAACAGUGUCCCACAAACCAGAGGGUUCUGCAGAAAACUUCAGAGAGACAACCAACUUGUUUGUCUUUAACAGGAAUCUGGUGGCAAUUCGCGACAGUGUGGACAAAAGGUGUUACAUUCAACACACAGACGCUACAUAUGCAGAGAUGAAGGCAAUGGUCAACGGCGAUGCCCAGGACACAAACGGCGAUGUAACUGGAGAUGAAGAAAGGAUUGAUGUUUCAAGUCUCACCUGCAAACCCUUCACGCCAUUUGCUGUCAAACUUCUCUUCGGUGACGAAAUCGAAUCGUUCUGUCGAUUUCACGACGUGUACUUCCUUGAUGACUCCAAUGUUCAAGUUGUUGGAAAGGAAGUUGCACCAAUUGGAGAUGGCGCAGCUAACUUACGCCUGAGAAGAGACCUCGAGAUUACGGUUACAGUUUCUAUUGGGCCUAUCAGAAUUAAGGUGACCGUGAGAAUUUAGUUAUGCGUCACCGCAUAUUACUUACUGAGUGAAGUGUUGUUUUUCACACUGAAGAAUUGUAUUUAGGUAAAUAUUUGUUUGUCAGCAUCUUCAGGAAACUUUAUUGACUAUGUAUCAGUAAGACACACAGCUGUGGCCAGGUUUAUAUGUGCUUCAACAAAAGCAAUCUGAAAAUAUAGGAAAAUACUGAUAAUCUCCAAAACUCAUGUAUCAGCUUUACAUGUUUAUUUUGUUUGCGAACACCCGGUGUCAACACGUAUUUUCCGGAGUAUAGUGACAUCGUUUUCACAGCUAUCUGCUCGUCACGUCAGAUGGAAUCUGUUCCGAAGAUAGUCAAUACUUUUUAACUCUUUGUGUUGACGUUGUAUUUGAAACCCAAGACUAUUUGGCUCGUAAUAAAGGAAUCGUUGACAGUCCAAAGUAUUCCUGAUACAUCAGUGUAUGUCCGUCGAGUUUGCAGAAUUGAAACGGGUAUUUAAUAUUUAAAUAUUGUGAUGUGUCGAUUCAGUUGGUUUCGUCAUUACUUUAAAUGAUUGAUGAAUUUGGUGUGGGUUCUUCACGUGUUGUUGUUUGAUCAUUUCUUACAAUUCACUCAACACAUAAUUGAUAUAUAAUCAUUCCAUCCCGAAACGCUGUCACACCACAGUAAGUCAUGUUCCAGUGUUGUGUACGUUUAUAUGUUUGUGUUUUUUUACUUUAUUUUCCGAUUGUCUGGUGUAUUUUUAUGAAUAAAAAGAUUGUCCUCCA
Messenger RNA from Haliotis rubra (blacklip abalone), 1320 nucleotides. RefSeq lists its product as uncharacterized. The transcript has 4 exons. NCBI's taxonomy places the organism in Eukaryota, Metazoa, Mollusca, Gastropoda, Lepetellida, Haliotidae. The record is from RefSeq and is a predicted model, not a curated record. Bases 91 to 573 code for a protein of 160 amino acids.